GACACAGACAUACACAUGAGUUCCCUGGACCCACUGUGCUGUGACAGCAGGGGCAUAAAGAGCAGUGAGUUGGACUCCCCCUCUCAUUGUCACCAUCAUCCUCUUGGAUAUCGGAAAGGGAGAAACUGGAGUAGUCUUGUGGAAUCUACUGCAAGCUCUGUGGAGACUCUUCCGGCCACUAAUUUCUCAAUACCAUUGUCCACAAUGUCUAUGUUGAAGGCAAUAGCCAUGGUACCUCCUAGCUGUGAUGCUCAUGCCACAGUCUGCUCGGGCAAAGAUUGCCUCGUUCCUCCGAGUAACUUCAAUGCAAUACUGAGCGAAGUGUUGGCCGUAGUGCUCACCGUGAUGCUUGCUAUGGUCAUGUUCUCCAUGGGUUGCAAUGUGGACGCCGAUAAGCUGUGGGGUCACAUCAAGAGACCCUGGGGCAUUGUCAUUGGUUUCCUCUGUCAGUUUGGUAUUAUGCCCUUCACAGCAUUUGCCUUGUCACUCGCCUUUGGAGUGUUACCUGUGCAGGCUAUCGUCAUCAUCAUUAUGGGCUGUUGUCCUGGAGGCACUGGCUCCAACAUUAUCUGCUACUGGCUCGAUGGAGACAUGGACCUCAGUAUCAGUAUGACAGCCUGUUCUUCUAUCCUGGCCUUGGGGAUGAUGCCUCUGUGCCUGCUCAUUUACACCUCUACCUGGACAUCCAGUGACACCAUCCAGAUUCCAUAUGACAGUAUUGGUAUCACACUAGCAGCCCUUCUCAUCCCAAUUGGUUUUGGAAUGUUAGUGAAGCGCAGGUGGCCCAUCUACGCCAAAAAAAUCCUCAAGGUGGGGUCCAUCCUUGGCUUUCUUCUUAUUAUCGCCAUAGCUGUGGUUGGAGGAGUCCUCUACCAGUCCUCCUGGAACAUCGCUCCCUCCUUAUGGAUAAUUGGUACCAUCUACCCCUUUAUUGGGUUUGGCCUGGGGUUCCUUCUGGCCCGCUUUGUGGGACAACCCUGGUAUAGAUGUCGAACCAUUGCACUGGAGACGGGCUUCCAGAACUCCCAGCUGUGCAGUACCAUUGUCCAGCUCUCCUUCAGUCCAGAAGAGCUGGAAAUCAUGUUUGCAUUCCCCCUCAUCUACAGCAUCUUCCAGCUAGUCGUGGCAGUCCUGUGUGUGGGAGCCUAUCAGGCAUACAAAAGGCACUUUGGCAACAGAGUAGCAGAUGGAGAUAGUGAGGCUUCAUCUUUGGAAGAUGAUCACAUCGAACCAGCAAAGCAAAAGGAAUCUGGUCUGGAAAAUAAUGCUUUUGAGUUCAAUGAAAAUGGCAACAGCGAUGUGAAGGACAGUGACAAGAACACCAAGCUGUGAGAUUACAACCCUGCAAAUAACAGACUUUGGACUUUCUAAAUGAACAUCAGUGACCACAGCAAUACUGAAGACAGCAGCCUGACUAAAUUGUGAACACACACUGCACUCUGUAGGCUGCAGCUGUGCCAUACAGCUGCUGAUAUACACUCAUCAGUGGAAAAGAUCUUCCAAAAACAAAACUGUGCUAAUGUAUUCUCUAGUAAGACCAACAGUUAACUUCUAGGAGGGCCAAUGACCAGCACUGUCCUUUAAUGCAAAAUUGUAUUAUAUUUAAAUAUGAGGCUCCACUUUUCUUUAAUUUAUUCUAAAAUAAAGUAAGAGUCUUUCAAAUAGAUAAAAAUGAAAAAGUUUUCAAAGUUUAUUACAUUUUUAGUAUCAAGAAUUUUUUUUUUUUAUUUAUAGAAGUUUGAAAUAAAUAAGUUAGUGGUCUCUCCAAACUGAUGAAAAGGGAUAUACAGAUAUCCCUGUGUUUGUGAUACAUAUUCACAUUUCAACUAAUUUAUUAGUCCACAGUAACUUAUAUAUAUUGUAUUUUAAUAACUUAAAGACAUAGCUGAUUGAAAAAAAAGAAAGUAUUUGCAAUUCUGCUCAUUUACUUUAAGCAUUUUUAAAGCUUUUCCUUUGUUUUCAUAGAUGUAAAGAAACAAACAUUUCUGUCUGUGUCAACUGUAAUAAAUUCAUUGACUUGCUUAAAAAAAGAAAGAAAAAAGAAAAUAUCUUUGUCCUUUAUUGUUGUAAUAAUUUGUGUUUUCAUAUCAAUAAAUCACUUGUAUUCAGUCAACAUAUUAAUAUUUGUCAACAGGUACUUUCAGUAGAUACAACUGUAAUUGUUCAAAUGUGGAUGACCUGUGUGCUCUUAUGAAAAACAUAUACAAUGUACAGCUUCGCCUUCUUCUAUAAUGUGGUCAAAUGCUAACAUUUACAGACCAGUACAGGCUUAAAAAUAUAGUGCUUUCCAGUCAUGCAAAUCCCAUUAAAGGGUUCAAGGUCUAAAAUGUGACUGUAAACAUCCACAAGCACAAAUAUACUGUAAUUGCCAUCAGUAGCUACUAAACACACUAAGCUGUAAGACAGGAACCUUUCACUUCCCUGAACCAGAGUUCUCUUCCCCACCCACAUCCUUCCUCAGCACACUGGCCCCUCCUCAUCCAGAGUGCAGUGAAGCUGCCUUCACUUGCUGUUGGAAAGCUGGGAAUUUUGCACAUGACUAUAAUUCCAUAAUUGCAAACAUUAAUAAAGAUUGGCUUCUUGGUGCAUGGAUCCAAAA
This is a messenger RNA of Amphiprion ocellaris (clown anemonefish), 2599 nucleotides long. It is a transcript of the gene slc10a2, whose product is annotated as solute carrier family 10 member 2. The transcript is spliced from 7 exons. NCBI's taxonomy places the organism in Eukaryota, Metazoa, Chordata, Actinopteri, Pomacentridae. Bases 16 to 1332 code for a protein of 438 amino acids. The record is from RefSeq and is a predicted model, not a curated record. Gene Ontology annotation, cellular component: apical plasma membrane. Gene Ontology annotation, molecular function: bile acid:sodium symporter activity. Gene Ontology annotation, biological process: bile acid and bile salt transport.